UGUUGUGAUUUAUAUGAAAUAACUGGAGGAGGAAGAUCCAGAAGUAUUCAAAAGGCAGUUCAGUCAAUACAUUAAGCUGGGAAUUAAUGCUGACCAGAUUGAAAAUAUGUACAAGAAUGCCCAUGCUGCCAUUCGUGCAAAUCCAGAGUUGGAGAAGAAGGCUGAAAAGGCUCCAGCACCUGCAAAGAGAUGGAACCGUAGGAAGCUUACUUUGGCUGAUCUCAAGGACCGUGUUGCACAGAAAAAUAAGUCCUAUUUGGCCAAACUUCAAGAUCAAGAUACCCAUAGUCUAACGGACUAGCAAAGAGAGCAGUGG
Diabrotica virgifera virgifera (western corn rootworm) is the source of this 316-nucleotide messenger RNA. RefSeq names its product 60S ribosomal protein L5-like. NCBI's taxonomy places the organism in Eukaryota, Metazoa, Arthropoda, Insecta, Coleoptera, Chrysomelidae. The record is from RefSeq and is a predicted model, not a curated record. The transcript has a single exon. Bases 107 to 301 code for a protein of 64 amino acids.